Messenger RNA from Cladophialophora yegresii CBS 114405, 2427 nucleotides. RefSeq lists its product as uncharacterized. The transcript is spliced from 4 exons. Lineage: Eukaryota; Fungi; Ascomycota; Eurotiomycetes; Chaetothyriales; Herpotrichiellaceae. The coding region runs from base 1 to 2427 and encodes 808 amino acids. Gene Ontology annotation, molecular function: D-arabinono-1,4-lactone oxidase activity; FAD binding. Gene Ontology annotation, cellular component: mitochondrion. The record is from RefSeq and is a predicted model, not a curated record.
AUGGCUAGUAAUCUAGGUCUCAAUCAUGGCGAUCACCAGCACGACUCAAUCACCUCUGUCACCGAGUGUAUCUUAGGGCUGAAGGAGAAAAUUGACGAGAAAGAGCUCCCCGGCUUCAGCGGACUCAUCGACGACUGGUUUAACCCCGAUGUCCCCGUCGACUCGGAGCAAUUUAUCCGGCGAUUCUUGCACGUCUUCAAGCAGACCGACCAAGACUUCACCUACGAGAAGAUCGUGGGAGACUACGACGACGAUGUUCAGAGAAUCUUCAAUGAUUUCGUAGACGGCAGAAUCGAUGCCACCGAAGCAGGUCGGCGAUACGGUCAAGCCACGGCCGACAGAGUCCCAAAGCGAGGAGACAUACGCAGAGGAGGUCUCGCCUCCGCCAUCUCAGGGGAUCCAAAUAUCCUUGCGGAACCUAUCAAUCUGUUAUUGGCAGCUCCGACGAGCAUUCCGUCCCGGAUACGGGCCCUCUUUGCAAAGGUCUUCCCGAAGCUGAAAGACCCUAAGCGUGCUCUGUACAUUCCAACGUACAAAGACCUGGAAUUCACCAAUCAUGGUCGCACCGUUGAGAAUACCCCGGCUCUGACUUGUGUGCCCAACACUGCUCAAGACAUUUGCGACAUCGUCAAGUUUGCGAAGAAGCAGAACAUGGGUGUUAGAGUCUCAGGCUUCCGGCAUUCAUGGUCACCGGUCUUUGGGCGUUCUGACAAGAAGCACCGUCAGACCAACGGCGACAUUCUUAUCUCGACGCUUGGACUCAUCGAUGCUUCUGUAUUGCCCAACUUCACAUCUCUCCCGACAGACAUCUUCCAGCCUCGAGCGAAGGACUUGAAUUCAAUAGUUGUCGUCGACCACAACUAUGUCCGAGGGCCGCCGCUCCGAGAUGGCAAGAAGUACGUGAGGGUGGGCACCUCAACGACCAACGAACAACUGCGCAGGUGGUGUAUCAAGACUGGCAAAGUCACAAUGCCGAUGAACAUUGUCGAGGUUGAGAUCACCAUGGGUGGCAGCAAUGCAACGAUCUGCCACGGUGGUGGAAUCAGAAAUCCCACCAUAUCUGACCUGGUCCGGGCCAUCGAAUACGUAGACGCAAACGGCACGCUUCGCAAGAUCGAUCUCUCGAGCCCAGACAUCCUUCGAGCAGCUGCAGGCUGUUUCGGCCUCAUCGGCGUGGUUACACAUCUCGUCCUGGAACUCGACCCAAUGUCAUGCGCACUGAUGGAGCCGCGCAAGAUUCCCGUCAUUGAAGCCAUCCCACCGCCACCAGAUAUGCCCGACUCGAUGAUCCCUGCCCCGCUACGACCUAAGCAGCCGCUCAGUCCGGAACGCAAAGCCGAGAUUCAACGAGACUUCGAGACCCGCGCAACCACGACAGACUACGCGGAAUGGUUUUGGUUCCCAUACUCGAGCGAAGUCUGGGUGAACACAUGGCACAAGACGCUAGACACGUCCAACGCAGUAGACUAUCCCAGCGACGCCAAGACCAUUCUCCAAGUCCUCGGGACGUUCGCCACCCAGAUCGCCCAGGACGCCUCAAUCAUCUUGAAGAUAACGCAGGCUCUCCCAGAGACGCAGACCAAGCUGCUCACCUGGCUGGCCAUGAAGAACCUAGACGACAUCGGCCCUAACGGCAAGAAAAUCAAGACCUGGGUCCCCGACGCGCUGCACUUUCAACGAGGUGUGCAGAACCUGCGCGUCCGAGACCUAGAGGUCGAGUUUCCACUUCAACCCAAGCUCAAGUCUACCUUGCCUCCAGCCGUCAAUGCGAACGGACACGUCAAUGGCGCUGUCUCGUCCCCUGCUCCCACUCAAACCUCGGACGUCGACCUCCUCCUCGUCCAGCGGGGCUGGUGGGACGCCAUCCUCGCCGCUUACGCCGCCAUCAAGACCUGCCCGCAACGCAUGCCGCUGGAGAUGCGCAUCAUGGCGGGCUCGAACGUCACCCUCGCCCCUCAGCGCGGUCACAAGCUUGGCACCUGCGCGAUCGAAAUCCUCACCCUCCACAACGUGGCGGACAUCUGGCCCGCCUACGCGCAGGGCGUGCUCGACAAGUGGACCGGAUAUAAAGACUCCGAGGGCGCACCAGUGCCCGUCCGCCCUCACUGGGCGAAAGAAUGGUACGGCUACACGGUCAGGGGGCGUCCCUGGGAGGAAGUCCUCCGCGACGAGGAGAGUGCCAACGGUGGUUUCAAAAACGAGAUUGCCGAGUGGCGGGACCUGGUCGGCAGAUUGGCCCGGCGAGACGGCUGGACGACACACGAUGCCAGACGGCGUUUCGGCAACGACGUCCUCGACUGGCUGUUCUGGGGUCAGGACGGCCCUGCAAGGUUGAGCGGCAGCACCAUCGCCAGUGUGGAUGACGCAGCGAAGUUGCAAAAACAGAGCCCGGCGAGGAAGUUGUUGAAGAGCUGCUUUGGCAAAUAG